Symbiodinium sp. CCMP2456 is the source of this 5052-nucleotide messenger RNA. The record is from the annotation of a GenBank genome assembly. NCBI's taxonomy places the organism in Eukaryota, Dinophyceae, Suessiales, Symbiodiniaceae.
AUGAACGCCAUCAUAAACAGAGCCCGGCCUCCUCCAGAUGCCUCACGCAAGCGCAAGAUGGAGAUGGACCAAGGCUUCGUAGAGGUGGACUUCCAGCCAGGAGAGUUUCCCAUGGGGCUUGUCGUCGACUGGUCCAUGGCUCUCCCAGUUCUUUCUGGAGUUGUGCCAGGAAUGCUAGGUCUCUGCUGUUCGAAGCCCGUGGCCUAUUUGUUCUCAUCUGCAGACGUCUUGUUGGAGAUCUGUUUGGUGGGCUGUUUCGUGCUCUCAGCUGGUCCUAGAGACCCGGUGGACCAUCGGAUGAAGAGGCUCCUUCCAGGGAGCAAGUGGCUGGCCGCCGCCGCGGCUGCUGCUCUUGCCUGCCAAGGCCCAUGUUGGCUUUCAAGCUCCAGCUCCUCAGCCAGCGUCAAGGCGAGUUCUUUGGAAACCCUGUCGCACUGGCCGAGAACGAGGAGCAGGGUUCGUCGCCGUGGCGUGGUCAAGGUUGAUGUGGAGCUUCCUCACAUGCAGCUUCCGAAGGACUCGACGUUCGAGGACAGCCUCAAGCUUGAGGGGGCCGACAGGUCGCCAGGUCCGAUCCCUCCGGAGCUGCAGAGGAUACAUCGAUCCGCUGUGGGGAAGAUUCUUCAAGGAUUGAGGCUGAGCCUUCGCCGGCUCACGGCGAUUUUGCCUACAGGGCUAGGAGACGGUGCAGUCGGAGCACGGGUGGUCAAGGAGCACUGGUCCAAGGUGACUAUGCGGCCUUUUCGCGUGCUUGUGCUGGCGCCAUCGGACAUGGUGCAAGAAACCGAAGCGAGGUACAAGGCUAUAGCAGGAGAAGGUCUCUUCGUGAUGCGUAUGGAGCCCGGCGCAGACGGAACCGACAAGCUCGUGCAGGCCAUGUCCCAGUGUUCCGGAUUGGUGAUGGUAGGCGGUUACUCCGAUGUCAUGCACUUUGUCAGGGCGCAUCGCCGAAGCCGCGCACAGCUACUGAACUUGCUCGUCUGCGAGAUGGCACAUGCUGCGCUGGGUGCCGACAAGGAUGCCGAGAAAGUCGUCAUGAACUGGGAGAAGGCAUUUCGAGUGAAGGUGCUGCAGUCUGUCUUUCUUUCGGCCCAGUCUCUAGAGCCCGAGCCAAUCAGGGGACUGGAGGAAGCAACGAUGGACGUGCCCGGAGUGCCGACGUACAAGGUGGUGGCCCGCCCUGGCGGACCCAGUGGACCAGAAGUCUACUGCGUAUCGACAGAACAGGCAAAGAGGCUGGGACUUACCGUUCCCCUGAAGCUGGUGGCGCUGCCAGCGUCGGGAGAUGGCUUGGUGCAGGGCUUGGCGGAGCUCAGUGCAUGGGGCAUCCGCGAAGUCGAGGCAAUUCCAGCAGCCGCUGGUGGCGGAUCGGCCGAAGCCGUGGAGUACCUGAAUACCGAGGUGCGAAAGCUGGUUGGCGAUGCUAUCCAGGUGCAAGCGCGGAAUGGAGAGGACACACCUGAUGCCCUUCUGGUUGCUGGGAAUGAGCUUGACGCAUCCUACUUGCUGCAGGCUCUGGGGCGCUUGUCCUUCAAAGCCCGCAAGAAGUCGGCAGGGUACAUUUUGGUCCUCGGCGGAUCUGGAUCUGCCCCUGCCGCAGCUUGGCGAGCAUUGUCGCAGCACGAUUCUCGGAUCCAGGAUGCAUUGCGGCGUGCGGCUGUUGCACGUGGCCGCCUUGGAAGACCGCUGAUGUGGAAAGACUUGCCGACUGCACUUCGAGAUGUUUUGGAGAUUGCUGACAAGACAGUGGCGAAGGUGAGCUUGCUGAAGGUAGUGAAUGAAGCUGUGACAUCGGCCGCAGACAGCUGGGACCUGAUGUUCGGGCAUUUGAUGGCCUACAAGGAGUCCAUGAAGGAGCCUGUGAGCCUGCAUGUGCCAGUCAAUGCCACAGUCCAUGGCGAGCCAGUAGGCCGAUGGGUGGCUCAGCAGUUUCUGGAGUGGCGGUCUGGAACGCUCAGCGACCAAAGGAAGGAGCUUCUGAUGCAGCGUGGCCUCGAUGUGAAUCAGGAGGAUGUCAGAAGUUUCGCGGAGGGGCUGGCUGCGUUCGAGAAGCACGUCGAGGACAACAACGGGGAUCCUUACGUUCCCCGUGGUCACUUCACGGAAAACGGAUUUGCAUUAGGGGCUUGGGCGACCAAGCAGUUAGCUGGCGACCUGGACAGUCAUGCGCAGCACAAGAUGUCCGGCUGUGGGAGACAAAGUUUUCGCCAGCAGCGCAUCCUGAAAGUCGGGAAGCGCGAGAGGCAGGCGCUCCAAGCACUCGUGCAGCUUCCGACCGGCCUUGUCCGGCCUCUGCUCAUAGAACAUUUAGAGCUGCCCUUGGCCCUUCCGAGCUUAGUGAAAAGGCACGAUGAGUUGAAGUUGGUGGAUGACGACUUCGAUGCGGACGUGUGCCAUCAUCCAGCAGGUCGAGUGCAACAACGACGUUGCACUUGGAAAAUCGUCAACACGGUGGCGGUGCUGGUCCUCUGCACUCUGCUCGUGGCCACCAUUGCAGCCGCGGCACUUUUGUGGCUGCCGCAGCUCUCGUACGACUUCGGCGGGCAGGCGCUGCCAGCGGUGGCCAGCUGCUUCAUCAGGCCGACCUUCAGCCUGGCCGAGCUGGACAUCCACCGAAACAUUCGCUAUGGCGGCGCAAUGAAUCCUUUUGCAGGUAGAUUCACCGAUCUAUACCUCGACCUCUACACUCCGGGACGGCUUGACACGAGGCAUGUUCGCCCGGCAGUUGUACUGCUGCAUGGUGGGUACUUCACUUCAGGAAGGCGGGAUGGUGAUUCCAUUCCACAACUAGCCAUGCUGCUGGCGCAGCGCGGAUAUGUGGUAGCAAGCAUCGACUAUCGGCAAAUACCGGUCAGCCAGAUUUCCAUGGAUUUGGUUACGAAGACUCCGGACAAAGCCAUACGCAUCGUUUCAAUGGUGCAGGAGGAUGCGCGUGCGGCUGUGCGGUUCUUGCACAAGAUGGCGCAGGACUGGCGAAUCGACGUGAAUCGCAUCGUUCUGGGAGGUGAUUCUGCUGGUGCCAUAGCAGCCCUCUACUAUGCGUACGUCCAUGGCGCUUCGGAGGGCCACAGUGGCAACGAGGGAUAUCCCUCCAACAUCAGCGCAGUCAUGGCCAUCAGCGGGACCUUAAGGGGUGAAGCGUACUGCAGCUAUGUUGAUGACAAUAUGAAAGCGCAGAAAUGCCUCAUCACUGCUCCGCCAGCUCCCGAUUUCGUGAAAGAGAUUUCAGCUGGAGAUGUACCCCUGCUGCUGUGGCAUGGACGGCAGGACAGAGUCAUUCCGGUCUCGAACGCGGUUGCGAAUCUGGAACAGGCCCAGGCCGUGGGCGUCCUCAGCCUGCUCUUGGUGAUCCCUGAUGGUGGACACGUUCCGAUGAGCCAAGGUCUGGAUCCUUUUGGUCCAUAUCUACCUCGCUGGCUGGCAUUCCUGGCAGGUGCAUUGAAGCUCUCAGAUGCAGAGUGCCGGCCCGACAAGAGGGCCCAUACUCACACACUGAGCACCCAGAGAGACGAUCAAUCGGUUAAGCAAUGCAUUUUUCAUGCCGCACGACAAUGUGAGUGGUUUCUGGACCCGCCUCCGCCGCCGCCGGCUUCGAUUGACGGAGAUCCCCUUGGCUUCGACUUACUCCCAGGGGUGCUGAGGGACCCCGAGGAAGAGGAGGGCCGAAGAGCCUCCUUUGCCUUCGCAGUUCGAAGUGAAAGUUCCCAUCGCCUGGCAAAGAAGUCGAAAGGCCCAGGGUGGGCACCCGAGGCUGCCUUGGACAUCGCGCCCGGCGAGUACGGCCUCGUGGAUCACCUCUCCGCCAACGCAAAGCUUGGUGAGAAGAAAGUCACAAACUACACUUGGACGAAGCGAAAGCCGAACUCGUCCAACUCGCAGCGAAGCAAGGCCGGGCAGGUGACCACGGCGCCGACCGACGAUCUGCUUCGCACGAAAAUGGCACCUGCUGUUCGAGUCGAAUUCUUCGAGGAGCAUCCCGAGCGCUCGCCGCUGUCUCGAUUCGGUGACCUGAACAUCAUGAAUCCGAAUCCAUUCUCAGGCGAGGCCAAAUACCGGAUGGCUCAGACCACAUCAUCGCCGGCGCUGCUUCAGGGCAAGCCUCACCUUCCGCAGCUUCCUCAAGCAUCGCUGACCCUGCAGCCGGCUAGUGGCAAGAAGGAAGCUUCGCGAAGAGGCCCGGCUUGGGGAUCGUGGCUUCGAUCAGGUGCGACACGAGACAAGACCAAGCUUUUGGCGACUUCCUUUUCAGGCUGGCAGUUUCCUUCAAACGUCCAUCCAGACAGGUUCUACGAAUCACUCCUCGACGAAGAGAAGCCGAAGUACGGAGCUGGCGCGCCCGCACACUGGCCUCUGGGGCACGAGAUGGAGUACGAGUGCCGUUUGGAUGACAUGGUGCUAUGCAGCAAAGUGCGUGAUGCUUAUGAGGUCGGCUUCCGAGGGAAGAAGCGGGACAAGCCGACGGCCACAGAGCAGCUGUUGGGAGGAACAGGCGACUCGAUGAGGAUCCGACGAAUCGCCAAAGUGGAGCAGGUGAGCUGCGACAACUGCGGCAUGAACUUGGCAGAUGCUGACAAGCCGGAUGGACGCUUCUUCUACUACUGCCGCCGCUGUAAGCGAAGCGGAAGAAGGUUCGAGCUUUGUAUUCAGUGCCAUGUGCUGGAAAUUCUUCAAGGUGAAGGUAAGUACUCUGGUGACGGCUUUCAUCCUCAUUAUCUGAAAUGCCAGCAUCGUAUGUUGAUUCGAAGGCAAAGCCUGGAAAAUGCCUAUCCGAGCUCUCCGCAUCUGCACCGGGUUCUUUGUGAUCUGUGCGGAAUCGUUGUCGUCGGCAGAGGUGCUUCAGACAACGCUCGCGACAAGGACCAAGGAUCAUUGAAAAAGGCUCAAGAGCUGAAACAGGAUCCUGGUAAGAAAGCCUACAUCAUGUCCAAUGAGUUCUACGCUUGUCCUCAGUGUCCUGAGCAAACCGGGCUUCGCUUCGAGCUCUGUGUGCCCUGUGCCACCAAGCUCACCGAGCGAGGUCGUGGCAUGCUGCGGCUAGAGACGACCCUCUGA